Molecule: messenger RNA, 865 nt
Organism: Mangifera indica (mango)
Lineage: Eukaryota; Viridiplantae; Streptophyta; Magnoliopsida; Sapindales; Anacardiaceae
Product: NAD(P)H-quinone oxidoreductase subunit O, chloroplastic
Exons: 6
Coding region: 123-620 (165 amino acids)
Cellular component (GO): plasma membrane
Molecular function (GO): oxidoreductase activity, acting on NAD(P)H, quinone or similar compound as acceptor
Source: RefSeq, a predicted model, not a curated record
AGCAACGGAUUUUUGUCUUUAGAACCUGACCGUUGAGAAACAAAAGGACAAUCAUCUCUUAUCUCGAAGGGCCCCCAUCAUCACCUUCAUCACAAGCUAAGAAGCAGUCAAGUUUCUCAUCCAUGGCGUUCUCUUCCACAGUUUCACUUUCACAAAGCUCAUUCUCAUGCCUCACUCAAUUCCUACCAGCCUCUAGAAAAACCCCCCUUCGUUUUUCAUCCCUUAGACCUAUAAAAGCUGCUGCUGAGCCCCCGAAAGAGACGCCACCGCAGCCCGCAGCUGAAAACAAAGACGCUGCCUCUGGUUCCACUGAUGUUCAGCCUGCCACGCAGGCUCCGAAGCGCCCCAAGAGGCCCGUUUAUUCGAUGAAGAAAGGCCAAAUUGUGAGAGUGGAUAAAGAGAAGUAUCUUAACAGUAUAAAUUACUUAUCCGUGGGGCAUCCACCUUUCUACAAGGGUUUGGACUACAUUUAUGAAGAUCGUGGCGAGAUUCUGGAUUUGCGCAUUUUUGAGACUGGAGAGCAUGCACUUGUUGCGUGGGUCGGAAUUCCUACUGCACCUGCUUGGCUCCCCACAUACAUGCUUAUUGAAUCGGAUAAGCUCGAUUAUGAGAGACUGUGAACUAAGCUCCGGACGCAGAAUUCUGUCCUUUCACUAGUAAUUGGAAGGUUUUCUUGAUCUGAUGUAGAUCUUGAAGAUUUAUAUCAGCAACCAAGGGAUCAAUGUUUCAAUAGAGUUGAUUGUAUCAUUCAUUUUUAGGCUGCCACCCCCAGCAUACUGGGAGGAGCAAGAAAUGUUGUAUAAUAUAUAUGUACCUUCAACAAAAUCAUGUCAAUAAAGUUUCCCUUAACUUUCUGAAUCCAAAA